CAAUAAAAGAAGGCGAAGCGGAAGCGGAAGCAGAAGAGUGUUGUCCGUGUGUUGUUCGGACAUGGACUACUCGUAUCAGCACCGGGCUCCGUCACAAACCCACGGUUUGUACACUAGCGGCUUCGUGGAGACCCCGUACCCCGACAACAGGCCGCCGACACAGUGGGCUCCCUCGCAGCCGGACCACGCUACUCCUCGGUGGACUACUACUUCACCGGCAUACGCUGGCCCCAAUGUGCCCGGACCGACUACCGGAGCCGGGGGCUUCGGAGGACAUACAUUGGCACUUCCGUAUGGAUUCGAUCCCUCCAUCCCACCGCCCACCUUCGGCUGUCCUCCGCCGAGACACUUCCUGAACACAUUCGGCGGCCCCCCGCAGCCGCUGUCCGACUCCGGUCACCACCGGCAGCAGGAAUACGAUGAUUUCCGGGAGGCGGGUGUGUUCGGCGACCGGCUGCUUCCUCCUCCUCCUCCUCCCCGGUGUCAGGACCACGACCCGAGGCCGGGGGCAUCACCGGCACGCCCCGAGGACGAAGCCGCCUUCCGGAGGCAGCAGGACGCACAGUGGCUCCGUCUCUUCCUACAGCGCCGGGUCAAGGUGUCCAAGGGCCCGCAGAGCCCGCAGCACCAGCGGCCGCGGCGCGUCGGGCUCCCGGGACUCAGAGAGGCUCUGUACGGUGCCGCGCAGCUCGUGUCCGCGCUGGAACAAUCCUGUCGCACUCUGACAGACAACGUGGAGAACGACUGCCUGUGGACACGCGACUAUCUGACCGUCCUGAGCAUCAAGAGCGAGCUCCAGGACAAAGUGCAGCGCCUCCGCGACGGACACGGUCUAAAGACGCUGCGGGAGCAGGUGAGUCGCGUCGGGAGGAGGAGGAGCCGGAGGCGGAGGACCGGCGACCUGCUGCGGCAGGAGGAGACGCACAGGCGGGAGGUCGCCUCCGAGAAAGAGGCGGCCAUCGACGCCUGGAGGAUGAAGCAGAUCCGUGACGUCGAGGAGAGGAAGAAGGAGCAGGAACUGAAGCUGGCCGCGGACCUGGUCCUCUCCGAGGUGAGGAAGAAACAGGCCGACCUGAAGCGGAUGCAGGACGUCCUGCGAUCGCUGGAGAAACUGCGCGGGCUGAGGAAAGAGGCGGCAGCCAGGAAAGGUAUCAACACCGAGCGGGAGUGCGACGAGGCGUUCAGCGACGGACUGGCGCGGCUGAGGGGUGUGAUGAAGAGGAGGACGGGGGUCUACUCUGCGGAGGAGAAUGCCCUGAUGGUGAUGCUGGAAGGGGAGCAGGAGGAGGAGAGGAGGAGAGAGCAGGAGAGGCGGGCGAAGAAGGAGAAGGACGCGCAGUCAAAGAGGAAGCUCCGAGUGGACGCCAUGCUGUUCGGAGAUGAUGGUCCUGUCCAUUCUGUCCUGCAGCCGUUCAGAGAACAUUACACCCAGGCUCAACGCUCACUGCACACGUUAAUACAAGUCAGGAGAGGGUGGGACAUGUUCACGGUCGCAGCAGAUCACCCCGAUGGCUCUCGGGUUCCUCAGAGCUGGAUUCUCCCAGAGCCUCCGUCGGACCAGGACUGGGCCUCUGCCCUGCACUCCGUCGACGCUGAGACCCACUGAAAAACAAAACUCUCGGCUGUCCAUCAAAAUGUGUGGAUAACUCCGUGGAGCUGAUCGAUAGUCGGAUCAUGAGGGUUGAUGCUGUGGUUUUCCUCAGAUGACAUCACCAACAUAAAAAACUUAACCCUCAUCGUGCGAACUUCCCGCAUUCACCGUUUUUUCCCCGUUUUUUGAGAUUUCUUUCGGGUACGAACAGAAUUGACAGAGUUGUCCCGACCUGUCGUAGGAGUCGCGUAAGAUCAUCUGCUGUUAAACAAAUAAAGUUUUUCUACUCUCAGGUUGUUUUUUCGUCACUGUGAAGCAAUUAUUAAGUAUAUGAAUGAAAUAAAAUGUAUAUAAAAAAUAUAGAUUUCACCUCA
Molecule: messenger RNA, 1965 nt
Organism: Scophthalmus maximus (turbot)
Lineage: Eukaryota; Metazoa; Chordata; Actinopteri; Pleuronectiformes; Scophthalmidae
Gene: pdcd7
Product: programmed cell death 7
Exons: 5
Coding region: 62-1606 (514 amino acids)
Source: RefSeq, a predicted model, not a curated record